GGAGCCGGGAGGGCGCCGGGAGCCCGCGCCGUGGGGGUGUCUGAGCGGCGCGGGCGCACCCGAGCCUCCAGCCUGCCGGCGCAGCUGCCCGUCCGGGCGCCGGGAGCGGCGGCCAAGAUGUCCGUGCCGGUAAUCGUUGGCCUUUUCUCCUUUAAAGUGGCGGCUGUUACUUCACUCCCCGUGGGGCCGGUGCAGGCUGUCGUGGGCUGGGACUGCUGUCCCUGGAGUGCUGGUGGUGGCUGCGGUUGAACGAUCUGCAGGGGCCCUCCAUGACCAGUUGGGCCUCUCUGCCGAGUUGCAGGAGGGGACAGUGCGGGCAGAGAGGCCAUCAUCUCACCAGACCCUGUUUCUUUCCUUUCUGAACGUGCUGGCCAAAGCCCUCUACGACAACGUGGCCGAGUCACCGGAUGAGCUCUCCUUCCGCAAAGGCGACAUCAUGACGGUGCUGGAGCGGGACACACAGGGCCUGGACGGCUGGUGGCUCUGCUCACUGCAUGGGCGCCAAGGAAUUGUGCCCGGGAACCGCCUCAAAAUCCUGGUGGGCAUGUAUGACAAGAAGCCAGCAGGACCUGGCCCUGGCCCGCCUGCCCCCACGGCCCAGCCCCAGGCCGGCCUCCACGCCACGGGGCCCCCGGCCUCCCAGUACACACCCAUGCUCCCCUCCACUUACCAGCCCCAGCCCGACAGCGUCUACCUGGUGCCCACGCCUAGCAAGGCCCAGCAUGGCCUUUACCAAGCCCCUGGGCCCAGCCCACAGUUCCAGUCGCCCCCAGCCAAGCAGACGUCCACGUUCUCAAAGCAGACACCCCAUCACGCGUUUCCCAGCCCGGCCCCAGACCUCUACCAGGUGCCCCCAGGGCCCGGCAGCCCUGCCCAGGACGUUUAUCAGGUGCCACCCGCAGCCGGAAUAGGGCAUGAGAUCUACCAGGUGCCCCCGUCCAUGGACGCACGCAGCUGGGAGGGGAUGAAGCCACCAGCGAAGGUGGUGGUGCCCACCCGCUUGGGGCAGGGCUAUGUCUACGAGGCCUCUCAGCCAGAGCAGGACGAGUAUGACAUCCCACGACACCUGCUGGGCCCAGGACCCCAGGACAUCUACGACGUGCCCCCUGUCCGGGGACUGAUGCCCAGCCAGUGUGGCCAGGAGGUGUAUGACACACCCCCUAUGGCCGUCAAGGGCCCCAAUGGCCGGGACCCGUCGCUGGAUGUGUACGACGUGCCCCCCAGUGUGGAGAAGGGCCUGCCGUUGCCCAGCCACCACGCGGUGUACGACGUUCCUCCGUCAGUGGGCAAGGAUGUGCCUGAUGGCCCACUGCUGCGCGAGGAGACGUACGACGUGCCCCCCGCCUUUGCCAAGGCCAAGCCCUUCGACCCGGCCCGCCACCCGCUGGUCCUGGCUGCACCCCCUCCAGACUCUCCGCCGCCCGAGGAUGUGUAUGACGUCCCGCCCCCUGCUCCCGACCUCUAUGACGUGCCCCCCUGCUUGCGGCGGCCGGGCCUGGGCCCCCUGUAUGACGUGCCCCGUGAGCGGGGGCUGCUGCCCGAGGUGGCCAACUGCAACGGAGUUGACGAUGGGGUGUACGCGGUGCCCCCACCAGCCGAGCGGGAGGCGCUGGCCGAGGCCAAGCGCCUGUCGGCCUCCAGCACGGGCAGCACGCGCAGCAGCCAGUCGGCGUCCUCCCUGGAGGCGGCAGUGCCGGGCCGGGAGCCCCUGGAACUUGACGUCGCUGUGGAGGCUCUGGCCCGGCUGCAGCAGGGUGUGAGCGCCACUGUGGCCCACCUCCUGGACCUGGUGGGCAGCGCUGGUGGUGGCGGGGGCUGGCGCGGCACCCCUGAGCCUCAGGAGCCACAGGGGCAGGACCUGCGGGCCGCUGUGGCCGCUGUCCAGGGGGCUGUCCACGAGCUGCUGGAGUUUGCCCGCAGUGCUGUGGGCAACGCGGCCCACACUUCUGACCGCAGCCUGCAUGCCAAGCUUAGCCGGCAACUGCAGAAGAUGGAGGAUGUGUACCAGACGCUGGUGGUGCACGGCCAGGCUCUCGAUGGCAGCCGGGGAGGCCCCGGGGCCUCUCCUGAGGACCUGGACCGCCUGGUGGGCUGCUCGCGGGCUGUGCCCGAGGACGCCAAGCAGCUGGCCUCCUUCUUGCACGGCAAUGCCUCGCUGCUCUUCAGACGGACCAAGGCCCCUGCCCUGGGGCUUGAGGGGGGCGGCCCUCUGCACCCCAACCCCACUGACAAGGCCAGCAGCAUCCAGUCCCGGCCCCUGCCCUCACCCCCCAAGUUCACCUCCCGGGACUCGCCGGACGGGCAGUAUGAGAACAGCGAGGGGGGCUGGAUGGAGGAUUAUGACUACGUCCACCUGCAGGGGAAGGAAGAGUUUGAGAAGACCCAGAAGGAGCUGCUGGAAAAGGGCAACAUCGUGCGGCAGGGGAAGGGCCAGCUGGAGCUGCAGCAGCUGAAGCAGUUCGAGCGCCUGGAGGAGGAGGUGUCGCGGCCCAUCGACCACGACCUGGCUGGCUGGACGCCGGCCCAGCCCGUGGUGCCGGGCAGGACAGGCAGUCUCGGGCCCUCGGACCGGCAGCUGCUGCUCUUCUACCUGGAGCAGUGCGAGGCCAACCUGACCACGCUGACCAACGCCGUGGACGCCUUCUUCACCGCUGUGGCCACCAACCAGCCGCCCAAGAUCUUUGUGGCACACAGCAAGUUCGUCAUCCUCAGCGCCCACAAGCUGGUGUUCAUCGGGGACACACUCUCCCGGCAGGCCAAGGCGGCGGACGUGCGCAGUCAGGUGACACACUACAGCAACCUGCUGUGUGAGCUCCUGCGUAGCAUCGUGGCCACCACCAAGGCCGCCGCCCUGCAGUACCCAUCUCCGGCUGCCGCCCGGGACAUGGUAGACAGGGUCAAGGAGCUGGGCCACAGCACCCAGCAGUUCCGCCGGGUCCUGGGCCAGCUGGCAGCUGCCUGAGUGUGAUGAUCAAAGGGACGGAGGGCAGAGGGCGAGGGGCUGAGCUACCCCAGGUGCCAGUCCUGAGAGUCGGCUGCUGCAGGCACAUGGACAGGCAAGCCCAGCCCCACCCAGGCCUGGUGCCCAGGCUGCCCGGGGGUCUGUGCGUAUUUAUGAUGGGGUAGGGUGGGGGGCGGGGCCUCCCCCGGGUCCAAGCAGGGCUGGUGUCCCAGGAGCCAGAGCCACAGAGCAGGGCUGGUGGCCUUCCCUGACCGUGCUCGGGGCCGGGUGGUCCGUACCCUGGGGCCGCAGCAGGCCCCUCAGCCCAGGGGGCCUUGGGUGGCCUGGGACGGCUGCCUUCUCCCCCUCACUGGGGAAGUGCAGCUGCGGCGAGUUCCCUCUCUGCACAGGAAAAAGCCCUAAAGAACUAUUUUUCAUUAUUGAUUUUCCAAUCAUUCGACUAAUAGUCCCCAUUUAAAUAAAAUUUUAAAAAUGAAAAGCAGCUGCCUGAGGUGUGAGAGAUGAGGGCCCAUGGUGGGAGGAAGGCGUGUCCUCGGCCCCACUGAAGCCACAGGCCACUGUGGCGAAGGAACAGCGGGUCCCUUCAGGAGAGGCCCAGGGCCCUGGGAAACAGGCCCGCGCCCGAGCUCUUGGGCAGCGUCUGGGUGCCAGUGGGUGACGCUGGGUGUCUCCUGCAAGAUGGGGACAAGGCCUGCGAUGGUGAGGUGCCAGGGCAGUGAAGACACAGCUCUGAGGCCAGGAGGGCCCAGCCUAGGAGCAGCUAAUUGAGGGCGCUGGUGUGUGGGCCGAUGCAACACCAGUGGGCUCCACCGGAAUUGCCUCUUAUAGAGGCCGUGGCAGCAAGCAGAGCCCCUGUGGGUUGAGAUGAGCGAGGGCAGAUGGGAAAUGCCAAGCCCUGCUGGUCCCCACAAGCCCCAGGGCAGGGAAGCCUGGGCCAAGAGCACCGCUGGGAACACACGAUUGUACAAAGAAACUUGCUUUCACAGGCCUUAUCCAGGAUUUUUCCCUUAGGAAGAAGCUCAUGAUUUCAGCUUGCGGCAGUUUUAAAGUAUUCUAUUUUGAAUUACACUCAGGCUUGGCCGGUAAGUUGGGAGAGUGGUUACCUGAGGGGCCCUUGUCUGGGUCAGUGUGUGUCUUCGUGGCGCAUCUCAGGCAGCUGUGGCCCGGGCAGGCCAGCCUGGAAUUGGGGCAGGGAGCAGGCCCAGGGUGCACAGCUUCGGCGGGGCCCUGCAACCCCCCAGACUGGCCUGAUCUCUGCCCUCCUGGGUCUGGGCCCAGGAUUCUGACCAGAGGCCAGGCAGAGAGCCAAGAGUGAGGGGCUUGGGGGGUAUUGGGCACACUGGUGAGGUGAGAGCCCUGGGAAUUGAGCUGCUGCUUCAGUUCUGACCAUCCUGUGUGUGACCUUGGGCCUCAGUUUCCCUGGCCAUAUGAAGAAGGGUACUGUGCUGAGAGCUCUGUCAGAAGACCCCAGUGCAGGCAGCCACCCACCUGCUCCCAAAUCACGCCCAGCCCCUGCCCACCCUGGCGAGGAUGCAAAAGGGAUGGUCCAAGCAGUUGCUCUGGGGGGGUGUAUUUGGGUUUCACCCAGGUGUGGAGAGAGGGGCAGCUGGGCUCAGUUGGCCUCCAGAACCUCCCACACCCAGGGCAUAAACUUGGUGUCGCAGGUGUACACGCCUGGUGAGGAUGGGAGACACUGGCCGCUGCCCCGGGACACGAUGCCCACCAGGGUCCAGGCCCCUUCUGUCCGGCAGACCAAGGGGCCUCUGGAGUCGCCCUGUGGGAGAGGAAAGGGGUUCAGGACGGGCAGCCUCAGGCGGCGGCUGACCCAGGGAGGCACAGGGGACCAGCCAGACCUGUGUGCCUAAGUCCACCCAAGGCAGCCUCAGAGUUUGGGACCCGGGACCAGCCUCAUCAGCCCUUGGGCCUGUGCUGAGACCGGAAAGCAGCAGCUCGCCGCGCGGGUGUGGGGACCAAAUGCGGGGGUGGGGUGGGGGCGCCCUGGCCUGGCGCCGGCGCGGAGAGCGAGCCCGCACAAUGGAAACCUGGUAUUACUGGUCCCGGCUUCUGCUGGGGCGCCCGGCGAGGAGUGCGCGUCAGGAGAUCAAGGCAGAGGGGAGCGGGGAGCCCGGGCCUCCGGGGAGGGGCCCUGCAGCCCCCGCGGCCGGCCAGGAGCUGGGGUACAGGCGGGAGGGGGGCAGGCGAGGCCAGCACCUUGCAGGAGGAGACGCCGCUGGCUGCGGUGCACACCAUCGUGUCCGUGAUCUCGCUGCCCCAGAAGUUCUUGCAGUCGGCGUUGGACAGGAGGGGCAGGGCCGCCUGCUGCAGCCGCUCAGCACCUUUGUUGGCUGGAGGGUCAGUGGGGUGGGCAUCAGGGCCCCCCUGGGCGGGAGAGGCCCAGGGCCCCCUCCAAGCGCCUCUCCUCCCCUGCGCGCUCCCCUGGUUCACCGUCGUGACCGGAACGCCAUGGGCGCUCGCACCUGCCCUUGGGCUUCCUCCCGCCGCCCCCCCGCUGCCAGCCACGGGGGUGGGAUCCCUCUCCCUCCCUCUGGGGACAUGGGAGGGGCGCAGGGGGUGAGCUGAGGCGAGGGCUGAAGGACUUGGAAUGUGGGAGGAGAAAAGCAGGCGGAGGCUGCUGCAGGAGACGGGGACUCCAGAGCCCUGACCAAGGCUGGAAAUUUGACUCCCAGCCCGGACUUCAUGGCGACCUUGACACGCCCACCCUCCCCAAGUCUGGAGAGAAGUCCAGGCUAGAAAUAGGCCGCUGUGGAACUCAUUGCAGGUUAGGGCCAUACUUGUGCUCGGGUGUUUCUUCAAAAAUUUGCUCUUGGAGUAUGUCAUUUUUGAACUUUGUUUUUAAUCAUGUUUGGUGGGUUUUUAAUUAAGAGGAUUUGAAAUAAAGAAUUUGAAAAUUUUG
Messenger RNA from Choloepus didactylus (southern two-toed sloth), 5876 nucleotides. RefSeq names its product BCAR1 scaffold protein, Cas family member (gene BCAR1). Gene Ontology annotation, cellular component: plasma membrane; cytoplasm; focal adhesion. Gene Ontology annotation, molecular function: protein binding. The transcript is spliced from 8 exons. The coding region runs from base 437 to 2962 and encodes 841 amino acids. The record is from RefSeq and is a predicted model, not a curated record. Gene Ontology annotation, biological process: cell surface receptor protein tyrosine kinase signaling pathway; cell migration. Lineage: Eukaryota; Metazoa; Chordata; Mammalia; Pilosa; Megalonychidae.